Molecule: messenger RNA, 2047 nt
Organism: Xenopus laevis (African clawed frog)
Lineage: Eukaryota; Metazoa; Chordata; Amphibia; Anura; Pipidae
Gene: rnpep.S
Product: arginyl aminopeptidase (aminopeptidase B) S homeolog
Exons: 11
Coding region: 50-1906 (618 amino acids)
Biological process (GO): proteolysis
Cellular component (GO): extracellular region
Molecular function (GO): aminopeptidase activity; zinc ion binding; metalloaminopeptidase activity
Source: RefSeq, marked provisional
CAGGCUCCUUACUCCAAAUACGUGCAAUUGCUCAGUGUAGCAGGGCACCAUGGCAGGCAGAGGUAGAAUGGCGGAAGAUGUAGCAACAGCUUCCAGUUACCGGGAGUUCCAGCCGGAGCACAUGCACCUGGAGCUCACAGUAGACACAGAGGCUCGUAAGCUGCGGGGCUCUCAGCGGCUGGACUUGCAGGUGUUGCAGGAGACCGAGGAACUUCGACUGGACACGCAUCGCAGCUUAAGGGUGCUGGGUGCUCGCCUGGAGAAGAUCCAGGGGGAACACGAGGAGUUGUCGUGGGAGGAGAAGCCUUUCACAGGGUAUGGUACUAUGGUUGUUCUCCAGCUGCCCAGCCUUCUGCCACCCGGAGCCAGGAUACUGGUGACCAUCGAUUAUGAGGUUGCGGAUAGCCCAGGGGUUUGUUGGUUGGACCCACAGCAGACUGCAGGCAAGAAGAAACCUUACAUGUACACACAAGGCCAGGCUGUUCUUAAUCGCUCCUUCUUCCCAUGCUUUGAUACACCUGCUGUUAAAUGCACAUAUUCUGCUAAUAUAAAGGUACCUGAGGGUUUUACAGCUGUUAUGAGUGCAAAUAACUCAGACCGCCAAGGUGAUACCUUUAUCUUCAAGAUGACACAACCCAUUCCAGCCUAUCUUGUAGCUCUGGUGGUUGGUGACAUUAUAUCAGCAGAGGUAGGGCCAAGGAGCCGUGUCUGGGCAGAACCUUGUCUUAUAGAAGCAGCUAAAAAAGAGUAUGAUGGAGUGAUAGAAGACUUCCUAAAAGUGGGGGAGAAGCUAUUUGGCCCAUAUGUAUGGGGAAGGUAUGAUGUACUGUUCAUGCCACCUUCUUUCCCAUUCGGUGGAAUGGAAAACCCCUGCAUCACAUUUGUCACCCCAUGUCUGCUGGCUGGGGAUCGCUCAUUGGCUGAUGUUAUCAUACACGAGAUUUCACACAGCUGGUUCGGGAACCUGGUCACCAAUGCCAAUUGGGGAGAAUUUUGGCUGAAUGAGGGCUUCACAAUGUAUGCCCAACGAAGAAUUACAACUGAAAUAUAUGGACUUGCGUUUACCUGUCUGGAAGCAGCUACUGGAAGAGCUCUGCUACGACAGCACAUGGAUGCUUCCGGGGAAGACCAUCCUUUGAACAAAUUGAGAGUAAAGAUAGAGCCUGGGGUGGAUCCAGAUGAUACUUAUAAUGAGACUCCCUACGAGAAAGGGUUCUGCUUUGUUUCAUACCUAGCCCACCUCACUGGGGACCAGACCAAAUUUGAUAAAUUUUUAAAGGCCUAUGUAAAUAAAUUCAAGUUUCAGAGCAUACUUGCAGAUGAAGCCCUUGAGUUUUAUCUAGAGUAUUUUCCAGAACUGAAAGCACAGGGAGUGGAUAAGAUAGCCGGCCUGGAAUUUGACCAUUGGUUAAACACUCCAGGAUGGCCUCCUUUCCUUCCAGACCUGUCCCCUGGAGAGGUACUUAUGAAACCUGCAGCAGAACUAGCAAAACUCUGGUCUUCUACACCACUUAAUACUGAAACAAUUUCAAAAGUUGAUCCCACCAAAUGGAGGACCUAUCAACUUGUCUACUUUUUGGAUAGGGUACUGGAAUUGUCACCAUUACCUGAUGGAAAUAUUGAACAAUUGGAGAAGUUUUAUCCAAAGAUUUCCAAUGCUACAAAUGCUGAGCUGCGCUUGCGAUGGGCACAGAUUAUAUUGAAGAAUGACUACCAGCCCCACUUUAAUAAAGUCAGGGACUUUCUUCAUUGCCAGGGGAAACAAAAGUAUACUUUACCUUUGUACCGUGCUAUGCAAGAUGGCUCAAAGGCAGCACAGGACCUUGCUAGGGAGACCUUUAACCAAACUUGCCCACAGCUUCAUUCCAAUGUGCAAAACUAUGUGAAGAGGGUCCUAGGCAUAUAAAGCUGCACAUCUGCUGCUCAAAGCUCAAUGUAAGGUACAAAUAAGUGUGCAUAUGGAAGAGCAGCAUUGUUCAACUACAGAAGAGAAGAGCAAUCAACAUAUUGUGUGUCUUUCAAAUGCAAUAAACCAACACAAUCAUCA